AUGGACAGUCUAAGUCAUCUUGUCCUCGACCAGGCACCCCCUCUAGACCCGGCCUGGCUCCAGCAUGAAGAACGAGCAAACCUCAAAGCGCCGAAGAAAGUCUACGCGUCUCCCCUCGACCGCCAACCCGUCUACGCGGAGGAAUGCAGGCGGUUGAAUGGGAGCAUGCUAGCGCCUGGUUCGGCAUACCACCACCUCUCCCGCAUCUCUACCCAAAACCUCACCGCCGCGUCCAGCAUAGACUCAACCACAAUCCCCAUCAUCCGAUUUUUUGACGCCGAGAAGGGAGACGAGGGCAUUGUGGUUGUCUACUUUCACGGAGGAGGCUUGUACGUCGGAGAAGCGGACAGCGAGGAGCUCUCGUGCAGACGGAUCGUGCACGAUGUGCCCGGGGCCGUUGUAUACUCCGUCGGAUACAGGUUGAUGCCUGCGUUCCCUGCUUCGACCUGCGUCGCGGACGCGGCUGACGCUUUCGCGCACGUCAGAAGGCUUCAUCCUACGCAGAAAAUCGUUCUUGUGGGGUCUUCCAGCGGUGGACAGCUUGCCACUGCGGUGUCGCAACUCGCGCCAAAGGGAAGUUUGAAAGGCGUGGUUCUCAGAUGUCCUGUGACUUCUGACGGCGGCAGUUCUCUCGACUUUGUUCCGUCUCGUCUGCGGUCUGCGUAUACAUCUGCCUCGCCAACGUUUGAGACCAGCUUGUUGGGAGUUUUCAGGAGGGCUGUGCCCAGGGAUGGACUGGAGAGGAUGCCGUUGGAGAUCGAGGCGGAUGAGCUGAGAGGGUUGGAGUUGCCGAGGACUUGGAUUCAGGUUUGUUCUAAUGACACGCUGUAUUCUGAUGGAGUUUGCUAUGCUAUGGCGUUGAAGGAGGCUGGGGUCGAGGUGCGGGUUGAAGUCGUCAAGGGUUGGCCGCAUACUUUUUGGUUGAAAGCUCCUGGGUUGGAGCGGGCGGAGGCAGCUGAGAGAGAGAUGAUAGAGGGGUUGCGGUGGGUUUUGGAGGGGUAA
Colletotrichum truncatum is the source of this 1002-nucleotide messenger RNA. Its product is annotated as lipase. The record is from RefSeq and is a predicted model, not a curated record. Gene Ontology annotation, molecular function: lipase activity. NCBI's taxonomy places the organism in Eukaryota, Fungi, Ascomycota, Sordariomycetes, Glomerellales, Glomerellaceae.